This is a messenger RNA of Angiostrongylus costaricensis, 642 nucleotides long. NCBI's taxonomy places the organism in Eukaryota, Metazoa, Nematoda, Chromadorea, Rhabditida, Metastrongylidae. The record is from the annotation of a GenBank genome assembly.
AUGACGGGAGGAUCGUGUGGAGAGGUGGUACGGUCCAUCCUACGAUCGCACUGUGAUGGCUCACAAGGAGAUAUCGAUUACGUUGAGCUGUUCUUGGAUUUCGAAAAUGCCUCUCCUCAGGACGAUGAGCGCGAUUUGUUUGAUCUUUGCGAGAGAUUAAUCAGUCACUGUGCGGAUGUUUUGGCCGAUGUUAAGAGCUAUGGAAAAGUGGAGUUAGCGAACUCAAUAUCGUUAUUUCUUGCCACACCAACACCGAUGCUAUCGAGUUUAACCACUGCCACACUUGAAUUUGUUCAAUCUCAUCCAAUGCUACCGAUAGGAAAUACGACUGACACAUUAGCGACUAUCGUUAGUGUAUGUCGUUAUAUGGUCGCUUCACCCGAAGUGUCUGCACGUGUAACAGAAACGACACGUCUGUUCUGCAUUCGAGUGAUGGUCGGUUGCCUCAUUCUCUACGACCAUAUUGAUGAAAACGGUGCUUUCGUACGGGAAUCCCCUAUAAAUCUCCGCGCGGUGGUCAAUGUUGUCAAGGAGCAGACACAACCACCACAGACAGAAGCUUUACUUAACGCACUUCGCUACACUUCAAAACACUUCUCGCAAGCUUCCACACCAAAGUCAGUGAGAGCGAUUCUGGCUUGA